Messenger RNA from Paramecium octaurelia, 5453 nucleotides. The record is from the annotation of a GenBank genome assembly. NCBI's taxonomy places the organism in Eukaryota, Ciliophora, Oligohymenophorea, Peniculida, Parameciidae.
AUGUUUUUUAUAGUUCUUGGUUUAAUAGUUUAAGGCUUCUCCUAAACCAAAAUAGAAUUAGGUUAGACCUACAAUGAGUACUAUAUUUCAUAAUAAUUCAAUUAGUGCUAUCAUACCUUAACAAGGAGAUAAGAAUUACAAAUAUUAUGAAGUUCAUAUAACAGAACUGAGUUCAUUUCAAGAUCUAAUCAUAGUUGUGAAAUAACAAUCAAUGAUUGGAAAUCCAGAUAUAUUUAUUUCUUCCUAGAAUCCCUACCCUGAUAGAACAAAUUCUGAAAUCUAAUGUGAUUCAUAAGGAAUGGGUAAUAUAAUCAAUAAAUUGUUGUAGAUAUUUGCAUAAUAUAGUUUCCAAACAAACAGACUUAUUAUUUGGCUGUGUAUUGUGAGGACUAUUGUCGAUAUAAUUUAAAAGUAGUUUAUCAAGAUUAAUUCAUAAUGAGUAAUUGUAAGUAUCCUAAUCUGAAUUAUAGCCGAUGAUUUGGAGUUCAAGCUUAAUAGCACAAGUUGGAUUGAAAUAAUUACAAUCGACAUAGAAUAACUACCAAAAUAGGAGAUUAUAUAAGAUUACAAUUUAGAGGUUUCUAUAAAAGUGAAAAAUGUUGAAAUCCUGCAGGAAUCUUUCCAAACUUUUAUGAAUUUGGGAUUGGAAAGACCGACUCUCCAAUAGCAUCUAUAUAAGGGUUAGGAUUCAUUCUCUGGGAUUCAGAAGUUUAAAAUACGGAACAUAAUGGAAGAUUAAAUUUAUACACUUCUGGUCGAGGCUCAAUAAGGAGCAAUAAUAUAGAUAAAAACAAGAACAUAUGGAUCCACAAGGUUUAUUAAUGUAGGAGAAUCUAUUGAGGAUGUGAUCUCAGCCAAUUAAUAUGGAUUCUAUGUGCUCAACGUGACAACAGAGCAAGAAUUAUUCUAUUCAGGGGAAUUAAUAUUGAAUAUUUAAUUAAUAUCCUUUAAAGGAUACACUGAGAUGUAUGUGAAUCUUGAUGAGAACCCAGCAGAAUUAGAAAAUUAUCAAUGGAAAUUGCGAGAUGGAGUUUCAGAUGAUCUCAUUAUUACUAAUGAAGAUUUGAUACGAUUGAAUGCUAAAGGAUCUUAUGUUUAUAUUGCAAUAUUUGCAAAAGAAUCCAUCGCUACAUUUGAAUUGAAAACAUAAAUGUUGAAUCCAGAUUUAAUGGUUAUGGAAUUGAAUAAGCCAGCCAUAAGGAAGAUGAGUAAAUCGGAAUAACAUCAAUAUAAAUUCUUUAUCAAAAGCAAUAAAUAACAAAGUGUUAGUGUAAGCUUAAGAAAUAUAAGAGGAGAUGCUGAUAUCAUUUUAAAAUUAUGCAAUGAAUUUUGGACCUGUAAGUUUAGCGAAGAUGAAUAGAGUCUCAUUAGAUCUUAGGAUUUCAAAAAUCAUAAUAAACCAUACUUCUUCUCUUUAAAGUAAGACACAAUCUUAUUAUAAUAGUCCUGGGAAUGACAUAGUUCUUUUUGAUUAUCUACCAGCUAAUUGUAAAGAGUAUCAAAAUUUUCACAUCUGUUUCUACGCGAUCUUAAUUAUUCCAGGAGAGGAGAACCUUGAAGAGGAGUUAACCUAUUCUGUUUUAAUAACCACUAAACAAGAUAACAUUCUAUUAUUAGAAAACACUCCUAUUAAAUAGUUUGUACUCCAUGAAUUCUACAACUAUUACAAGUUUAUAGUAAAUGAUGGCGAUCUUAUUUAAAGAUUAUUCAUUUAAUUAACACCCAUUUAGGGUUAUCCUAGGAUAUUUUCAUCUUAAACUCAAAUGUAUCCAACAAAAGAACAGAAUGACAACCAAGGCGUUUAGAAUCUCAUCACUUAUGGAACCAAAAGUAAUGGGGCACCAAUUGAUGGAACAAUAUACAUUGGGGUCUAUGGGGAGACAGCUAGUUAAUAUAUUAUCACUGCAAUCGUGUUCAGAGAAUAAGAUGACUGGGCAACCAUUGGUAAAUAUGCCCAUCAAUAUAUAUAAUUACUUGAGGGCUACCCUUAAGAAAUUACUACAUAAUAUUCAACUGAUGUUCAACUUUUUAAAAUCGAUCUGAGUGGAUAUAGUGAUCAAAAUGCCUUAUAUCAUAAUCAGGUAAAGGUGAAAUUGAGGAUUGAUUCUGGUGAAUUUGAAAUUUAUGGAUUUGAUCAUCCAGAAACUGAUCUCGAUAAAGCUAUUCUAAAAGGAUCAAACUCUUUAAUACUCACAGAUGAAAUCGAGAAAUAUCCAUAAUAUUUAUAUGUGAGAGUGUAAACUAAUUCAACCUCAAGUUAUCCUAUAUACUCAUAUACUAUUCAUUACAGAGUGAGUUCCUAGCCCAUUUAAUUGGUCAUUGGAGAUAGCUAUUAGGGCUUCAUUGAAAAGUCUGAAAAAUAGAUAUUCUUUGUAAACUUUUAUAAAAAGCAAGACUUAGAGAUUAAUCUCCAUGCCGAAUUCUUUGAUCAAUCUAUAAUUUGGGCUACUGUUUAUCUUAAUAAUGAUAUUAUUGAAAUGAAAUAGCAAGGUCUAGUGCUUAAUGCUGAAUAAAUCAAAUUCGAUAAUUGCAUAAAAACUGAAGAAAUCGUUUAAUGUGUAAUUGCUAUCCAUGUGGAAUCUAAAUAAGACACAUCCUUUACCUUAUUGGUCACAAAAGAAUUCUAAAUCAUCAAAUUAUUUAACGAUGAGGCAAUUACGAAAGUAAUCAAAAGAGACUUGAAUUAUUUCACAUUUCUAUUAACUGAGGAAACAUCAAUAGCUAUUCAUUCUCCUAUGACCAAUAUCAGAAUUUUGGUUAGCAUCAUAUUGUUAGAUCCACCAACUAUAGAAUAGUUCCCUACUAAUAAUGAUAAUUCCUAGUUUUAGUCUUUAAACGAUAACAUAGAAAUUGAAAGCUCUGUGUUUAUAACAUAAUAGGACGUGCAAAGGGCUAAUUGUGAUAAAACUCCUUGUUAUGCAGCUGUAACUUGUAUGAAUUUAAAUUCAGCAAAUAAUCAUUCUGCUGUAUACACUAUCAUCCGUUCUUCUGGAGUUUUUAAAUUAGUUGAAGGAUUUGUUUAUACUGGCCUAUUUAAAAGAAAUUAAAUGAAGUAUUUUAAAGUUACUAACUUUAAUGAAGCAGUUGGAUUAUAAAUUGUUGUUUAAUCAUAAAAUAAGGAGCACGUUUCAGUAUUUGCAAGUAUCAAUUAAAUGCCUACUUAAUUUUCUUAUGAUUUUACCUCAUUCAUUAAUAUUGGUGACUUUGUAAUAAUCCCUCCGAAAUAGAAUUCGAAUGAAAUUGUCACUUGCUAGUAUAUAAUAUCAAUAUUAUUAUAGUAUUGCUAUUUAAUCUCCUUAUUAAUCAAUUAUCUCGGUUUAGGUAAGAACAGGCACUGCUCGUUUUUAUCACAUCCCAAUCUCAAAACAAUUUGCUCAUGUUUUCCCUUGGAAUUCAAAAACAUAUUUAUCAUUUUAUAAAACCUAUAAAGAGGAUUUUACUAUUCUAAUCGGUUCCAGUGUUGUCAAUAACUACAUUAAGCCCAAGAUUCAUAUAUGCUCCUAUCAAAUGAAUGAAUUGCUAAAUGUUAUGACUUCAAUACCAACAGAGUACUUUUAAUUAUAUUUAGAUAUCAUUGGAAAAUGGAUGAUUAUUAUUUGGAAAUUACAAGCGAUUAAGAACAUUAUUGUACCCAUUGCUAUUAUCUGAUUUAUGUGGAAAAUAACUACUAAGACGUCUUAUUAACAAUUACAAUAGCCAGAAAAGAUUUACCAAUUUAUUUAACUGACAAUAUGGAGAUAAAACGAAAGCUUAAGACUGAUGAGUCUUAACAUUAUGUCUAUACUCAAAGGCCUAAUAGCGAAAUCUAUUUGAAAGUCACUGUUUUUCAUGGAAAAAUUUAUGUUUUCAAUAGAAUAAGAGAGGAAGAUCAGAAUUCUAAUAAUUUUCUUCUUGUCCUUGAUGAAAAGGAUGGAUUAUUUGAUCAUUAAUAAAAUUAAAUAGGAAGUCUUGAAGGUAUUCAUGCCAAUCGAACGAUGCUCCUAAAUUCAUAGAUAAAUUCUUAUCGAACAGCUGUUUAUUUAAAAGUGUUUUCCAAUUUCACAAAUGACACUGUUUAUUAAAUUGAAAUCAUAGAUAAAAAUCAGGCUGCACAAUUGAAAGUAGGGUAACCAUAAAAAUUCUAAAGUUCCCAGUCAUCUUUUUAGACAUUUUACUUUGUUAUCCCUAAUGGAGUCAAUAAUUCGAGUGAUGAUUAUUAUUCAAUAACACUUGAAAAAUUGAAGUUUUUAUAAUUUAAUAGCCAGGUCUUUGAAUUCACUUUAAGAUAUGAUAGAGAUAAUAAUCCUAAUAAAUUAUCAGAUCAUCAUGAUUUAGUUGAUGCUUAAAUCUCUUUCAUACAAGAAAUAGACGACAUCGCUUAUAUCUAAAUACCUAGUAUAGCAGGCACCUAUUUUCUCACUGUUAGUUCUGCCCAGACUGGUACAUUUAUCUUUUACGUUACCUUGGGGAAUAAAGACUAUAAUACUUUAACACCAAAAACUUAGAGAAUAGUGAGAACCAAAGUUGGAGAAUAAAAAGUCUGGGAAAUUCACAUACAUUAAAUCUCCUAAAUAUUUGUCUAAAUCUAAUUGUGUGGAGGGAUUGUUCAUGCAUAUGGUAGCCCUUCAAGAGAUGAUCUUACUAUGGGUCUUUACAGGGACAAAAUUGAAUCAGUACACAAUAAGUAAUUAUCUGGCAAAAUCCCAGCUGUUUAACCCAAGAUUUAUUACUUAAAUACUCAAACUAUUAAAAAUACCACCCAAACAGAUUUUGUUUCUUACAUAAUAUAAAUUGACCUUCUAUAAUUAGAUACAAUUGUACCUGUAGAUCAUUUCUAUCCAGGCAAUGGUGGAGAGUUCAAAUUAUCGAUAGUUGAAGAUCAUCUGCAUUUUGAUUUCUCACCAAUUUAAUCUUCUGAAAAAUCCAGUUAAGAUUACAUUUUAGAAAGCAUCAAAUAUUCGUUCAUCCAUCAAAAAUAGAAUUUAAAUGAUAAUUCACAAUUGUAUAAAUGUAAUUUGAAUGCAUAAUACAAUUCAUUUAUUGUUAAAAGAAUUUAACAUGACCCUUCAAGCAUCCUAACUCAACGAGUUUAUAUUGGAGAAGAUGAAUAUCAAAAAAUAUCAGCUUCAAUACAAGCCAUAGGUACUUUCAAUAUAUGUAUUCUUUUAGUAACUAUCAAAACGAAUCAUUACGAAACAGUGCAACUAUCAUACUUUUAUUCCACUUAAAUUAUAGAGCAAAACAUCAUUACCCAUAAUAUUUAUGAUGAAAAUAGAAGAGGAAUUUUUAUUAUAAUCCUUUCAUUGUUAUUGUUAGCAUUGUUCUUGUUGAUCAUUAAAUAUCGAGAUCUCAGAUUAAUGUAAAAUAUAUCAUUUAAAUUUCUUAGCGCUAAAUAUGAAGCUUAAACAUAGUAGCCUAUUCCUUAAUAGGAAUAAUCAAUUGAAAUGAAUUAUACAAAUUUCAGAUCAGGUUGA